CGCAAAAUAGCUCUGUGCCAAUCGCAUAAAUGCCCAAACAUGUCUGAGUAGCCUCGCGAAAGAAGCGUUGAUGUUUUGGGUCAUGCUCCUCCUGGCCCGCCAAGCCAGAGGCUGGCGCGCCGCCACAGCAACACUGCGCCGCCUCACACCGCGCUGCGCGACGUUCGCACCACUCCCGGAGGACACAACAAAAGACGUCCUCGACUACUGGUUCACCGACGCCGAAGCGAGGCAGCGCUGGUUCGCCAGCACGGCCGCGUUCGACCAUCAAGUGUCAGACCGCUACGCGACCACGCUAUCAGCCAUCAGCGACGCUGAUGAAGCGGACGUAGCAACGUGGGCGGCGACGGCGCCCUUGGAUGAUGUCUUAGCCCACGUGCUGCUCUGGGACCAGGUGUCGCGGCACCUGGCGCGCGUCUCCGACACCGAUCCAAGCGCUCUGGGCCCGCUCGCGAUGGCGGCAUCAAGAGCUACAUUAAGCAGAGCCGACGACCUGAAUGCGGAGCGCCAGGCCUUUUUGCUCAUGCCGCUGCGGCACAGCUUCGACCGUCGUAUUCUCGAGGACGAAGUGCUCCCGCUGUCGCGGAGGUGCUGACUCAGAGCAAAAUGAACUUGAACUUGACGUGGUCGCGGCGAUGGCGUCCUCGCGAUGCCACUUCGCGUCGAUGGCGUCUUCAUGAUCACAUGAGAGUGCACGCGUCGCGCGAAUGUACACAGAGGCAGUUUCGCGACGGCGUCCGUGCCACACAGGUGGGCCAAGGAUGCUCAGGACUCCGAACGAGGCGUCUGGCGCCGCUUCGACGCCGCACUAUGUAGGGCUUUACUGAAACUGAAGACCAAGGACGGCCGUCCACAGGAGACAGACAAGCCGGCGAGUUGGGAACCCUUCUCUACUUUACUAGCAUCGUCACCUCCGUUCCGCGCGGACGCUUUUGAUGUGAAACCCGACGCCGUCGGUUCAUUAGCAGCGCACAAGGCCGCCAAGAAGUUUUUACUAGAAAGACUCGAGGAUAGUAACACCACAAAACUAAUCUGCUCGCUGUCUGGAGGCGUCGACUCCGUCGUGCUCACGUAUUUAGUAUCCCGAUUGCUACGGACGACGCCCGCGCUCAAACAUUUGUCGCUGGAGGCCGUGCACGUCGACUACGGGAACCGCGACACUUCGAGAGAUGAAGCAGAGUUUGUACAAGCAUAUGCAUCGUGGCUCGGCGUGCCGCUCUGGCUGCGAUCUAUCGAUAUUCUACAAAAGAGCGGCGAUAAUGUCGAGAGGGCGGCCUACGAAAGUGUCACGCGCGACGCGCGUUUUUGGACGUACGAAGAGGCCUGUGGGAGCGACGGCGUCGUGUUGUUAGGACACAACCGCGACGACACCUUCGAGAACCUCUUCGCCAACAUCAAUAGGAGGCAGCACUACGAUCAGUUAAGAGGCAUGACUGCUGUCAGCGAAGAGCGCGGCGUGAGGACGUGGCGUCCACUACUCGCAAUAGACAAAUCUAUGAUUUAUGACGCCGCCUCUGCUUUAAAGCUACCGCAUCUCGCGGACUCGACGGACCCGGCGUGUCAAAGAGGCGUGUUUCGGGAUCGCUGGCUUCCGGUCGUGCGCGACCGGCAGCCGCUCUUGUUACCUGGCUUAGAGGCGUUGGCGGACCACGUGUCGUUUCUCACGGAGGUCUGGCGCGAGAAGUGUUCAGAGUACGUCUCGACGUGCGAGCGGUUCGGUGGCGGCGCGUCGCUGCCCGUCGAAAGUUGGAUGUGCGACGCGCCGUCGUCGUUCUGGGUCGACGUGUUAAGACGGCUGGAGGCGCCGCACCGGCCCUCGAACAAAGCGCUGGAGAACCUCCAGAGCUGGUUAAGGAGGCAGCGUGCGGCGCGACGGUCGUCGACCUGCGAGCUCGGGGCUGUCAUGCGCGCCGAGUACGUUCCGGACGAGGACGUGCUCCGCGUGUACUUCCUGGACGAGACUUAAGCGUGUUUAUUGA
This is a messenger RNA of Pelagomonas calceolata, 1979 nucleotides long. NCBI's taxonomy places the organism in Eukaryota, Pelagophyceae, Pelagomonadales, Pelagomonadaceae. The record is from the annotation of a GenBank genome assembly.